CGACUGCUGACAUGGCUGCUCCCAUUGAAUUUAUUCGGCGAAUAGGGCCUUGGACAUACAUUUUCUUCCUUUUGGGAGUUUUCAUACCUUCAGGAACCGCACUGAUCGACGGACUAUACUGCGGUAAAGAGAUCUGCUACGAUGUGCUCGGGGUUACAAGGGAAGCGACCAAAGCGGAGAUCGCCCGUGCCUACAGACAGCUGGCCAGAAAGUAUCACCCCGAUAGAUUCCGGGUCGGGGACCCAGGGCUUGCAGAGGAGACCCCAGAAAGUGCACAGCAAAAAUUUCUGCUUGUUGUAACUGCUUACGAAACGCUCAGAGAUGAAGAGUCUCGAAAAGAUUAUGACUACAUGUUGGAUCACCCUGAGCAGUACUACAGCCACUAUUAUGCCUACUACAGGAGGAGGCUGGCGCCUAAAGUGGACGUCAGGAUAGUCAUUCUUGUAACUGUGUGCGCUAUAUCAGUUUUCCAGUACUACAGCUGGUGGAGCAGUUACAACGAAGCCAUUAACUACCUAUCGACUGUGCCAAAGUACCGCAUCCAGGCCACGGAGAUAGCCAAGCAGCAGGGCCUGCUGAACAGGACUAAAGAAAAGGGCAAGAACCGGCGCUCCAAGGAAGAGAUUCGGGAGGAAGAGGAGGAGAUCAUCCGCGACAUCAUAAAGAACAAGAUCGACAUCAAGGGCGGCUACCAGAAGCCCAACCUCUCUGACAUCUUGCUGUGCAAGAUCAUACUGUCCCCUUACUACCUGUGCGCCUAUGUGGUAUGGUACUGCUCCUGGGUCUACAGGUUCACCAUCUGCCGGGAGGAGUACGGAGAGGAGGAGAAGCUGUACAUCAUCCGCAGGUACAUGAAGAUGUCCCAGUCGCAGUUUGACAGCCUGGAGGACCACCAGAAGGAGACCUUCCUGGAGAAGCAACUUUGGAUAAAGGAGAACUAUGACGUAUACAAAGAGGAGCAGGAGGAGGAAAUGAAGAUGAAGAUGGCGAUGGAUCCCAGAUGGAAGAGAUACCGCCGAUGGAUGAAGAACGAGGGGCCUGGCCGUCUCACUUUCAUCGAUGACUGACCGGAUACAGACCCUGCAUCCGUGCCAAUUUAUACACAUAUCCACAUGCUUGUGUGCUUGUGCACAUCUACAGUGGCCAGAUCUAUUCAUACCCCUGAUUAACUGUUACAAAAGACUCAUUUACCAAAAGAGCACAGUCAGUAUUUUAUUUAUUUUUUUUGCAAUAACAAAUGAAAAUGUGUAAAAUUUUAAUACUUUCAAUACUUAACAGGGCAACAGAAUAUGCUUUAUGUUGCCCCCCUCCCAAAAAACAAUGAUCAAAUUUAUUUACACUCCCAAGCAGCAGUCUGACUUGAUUUGGAUAAGUUGUCUUCUGUGGCCUUUUAUGGAGCUGAGGCAAUAAUCAUUGCAUAAAAGACUAGAGAGAGCAACUUACCAGAGUCAUCCCAGUCAAAUAACAAUGAAACUACUGACUGAAAAUGAAAAUUUUUGCUAUCAGAAUUUUACCAGAUCCUUCAGAUUUCUUGGUUUUUGGUUAUGGAUAGCUGUUUUAGUAUUUGAACUGCAGAUAUGCGGUUAGGUUGCAAUUACGGUGUUGUAGUGGCCAGUCCAGGAUAUUGACCUCCAGUAAUUACUCUUGAGUUCGAGUUUCCUCAUAGCAUGUUGUGGUAAAAAUGCUUCUGUACCUUUUCUUUGCAAAUUAGGGACUGUUAAUAAGUUUGGACUUCUUGAUAAAGCAAACUGGUAGGUUCAUCUUAUUGUGAACUUUCUUACUGCCAGCACCAAACUUGUGGAGGUCAGUAACCCUGAAAUAUCAGAGUCUCC
Molecule: messenger RNA, 1832 nt
Organism: Megalops cyprinoides (Indo-Pacific tarpon)
Lineage: Eukaryota; Metazoa; Chordata; Actinopteri; Elopiformes; Megalopidae
Gene: dnajc25
Product: DnaJ (Hsp40) homolog, subfamily C, member 25
Exons: 4
Coding region: 12-1067 (351 amino acids)
Biological process (GO): protein folding
Cellular component (GO): endoplasmic reticulum membrane
Source: RefSeq, a predicted model, not a curated record